Messenger RNA from Aaosphaeria arxii CBS 175.79, 1581 nucleotides. RefSeq lists its product as uncharacterized. The transcript has 3 exons. Gene Ontology annotation, biological process: DNA repair. Lineage: Eukaryota; Fungi; Ascomycota; Dothideomycetes; Pleosporales. Bases 194 to 1483 code for a protein of 429 amino acids. The record is from RefSeq and is a predicted model, not a curated record. Gene Ontology annotation, molecular function: catalytic activity.
UCCUGGUUGUUGGUGUACUAAGCCACCGCCAUGCACGCUGCCACGGUCGGGUGUUGAAACCAAUGAGCAAGGGGAAGCGAGGACCUCCCAAUGCAAUGCUUAUUACUGAUAAGAGCAGCACUUUACCACUGUUUCCCAUCGUUAUUACUUCCUAGAUUUACCAAAGAGAAGAAAAUUACCCCAAAGCAUCAUCAUGGAAGCCGCCGCUGCGGUCGUCAGUUUCGUCGGCCUGGCAGGCCCGGUCGCGCAAAGUCUGAAGUUCUUGUAUGAUUUCUCGACCGAUAUGAAGGACUGCCCGAAAGACAUUCGUGAGAUGAAGACCGAUCUUGAACUAGUGGAAGAUUUGAUUACGCAAGUGAUUCGACAGUGCAACAAUCGCGACGCGCAUCUUCGAGAAAGCGCGGCACUAGCACGCGCAAUUGGUCACGCCCAAGAAAGCGUUCAAGAUCUCAAGAAGGAGCUGACUGCGUAUGUUAUGGAUGGGAAACGUCAACGAUUCAGGUUUGCGGCCAGGGUCAGCCAAACGAAGAAGCUUAGGGCAAGCUUGGAUAGGACGAAGACCAUCAUGUUUGAAUUCAAGAAUCAGCUUCAAAGCGAUUUAUUAUAUGACAUCCGCGAUACAAAUCAAGAGGUUCUCAGAACAGUGGAGAAGACCAACAGAGAUCUGGAGAAAUAUGACAGAAGCGUUCACGAAAAGAUCGCGCAGCAACCCGAGGCCCAAGCAAAACCCUCAAACGAUUCGCAGGAUAGUGUAGAGCCGCCAGUUCAGCCUGAAAGCCAACCCUCAUCUGAAGGUCUGACAGACAUUGAAGUUGUUGCGAGGAAGCUCGAGCAUAUUACGGACUUGUUGACUGAAACAAGGAUAUCACCUUCACCCAGUUCAGUACCAUCAACGCCUGCAUUUUCACGCGAAGUUAGUGAUGUCUCCGUUAUGACCUCGUCCCAGGAAACAACCGCCAGCAGCAUUGAAAGUUCGCGAAGCAUUCCACGGUCAUCGUUCGCAUCCCAGAGUGCAAAACAAGAGAGCAGCAUUUCCGAGCACCCCCUUCUACAGUUCAAAGAUAAUCAGUUCCAAUUCUUGGUCGCAAUCAUCUUCACACAACGCACCACCAAGCAGAAGCUCGCUUGUCAACGCGCCUCAGAGUGUCUAGCAGACUAUCCAACACCCGCAGCACUUUCAAACGCAUCACCUGAAGCCCUUAGUCAAUAUUUCGGUGGAAUCGGUUUGCAAAACAUCAAGCCACCACAACUGAUUAAGCUAGCACAAGCAUAUAUCAACGAUCCACCAAGACAGGGUAGAUUACGUUCCAAAGGGAAAUCACCUCAAUCUGAGAUUUCGCAUCUACCGCAGAUUGGAACAUUGUCUAUUCAAGCAUGGCAAGUAUAUUACUGUGAAAGGACGGAUAUUGAGACCCAGGACAAGGCAUUGUUGGAAUACAUGGAACAUCUGAAAUCAGGAGCAGGAGCCAAUCGCUACUAUUGAUCGUGUUCUCCCAGGUGGUAGACUUCGUGGGAUUUCACAUAGGCUCAGGCCUGAUCAAGAGCGACUCAGAAUCGGGUGCAGUUGACCUAAGGACGAUC